AUGGAUCCAUCAGAAAAUCCUUUUGAUCUCGCAACAUACGUUCAAAAUUGUGAAAUUGAAGAAACUUAUAUACUCAACCGAUUUAGAGAGCGUCGAAACAAAAUAUUGGAAGAUAGGGCACCUCGUAGUAGAAAAUAUCUCAGUAGAGAUCAUUUGUGUGAUCCAAAUGUUCAUCACGAACUGCAAGCAGAUCUAGUGAAGCACAUCUGA
This is a messenger RNA of Lotus japonicus, 210 nucleotides long. RefSeq lists its product as uncharacterized. The transcript has 2 exons. The record is from RefSeq and is a predicted model, not a curated record. Lineage: Eukaryota; Viridiplantae; Streptophyta; Magnoliopsida; Fabales; Fabaceae. Bases 1 to 210 code for a protein of 69 amino acids.